AGCAAGAACCAGCCGCACCGCCGGGGAGAGUACAAUGUCUACAGCACCUUCCAGAGCCACGAGCCGGAGUUCGAUUACCUGAAGAGCCUGGAGAUCGAGGAGAAGAUCAAUAAGAUCCGAUGGCUCCCGCAGCAGAACGCAGCCUACUUCCUGCUCUCCACCAACGAUAAGACGGUGAAGCUAUGGAAGGUCAGCGAGCGGGACAAGAGGCCGGAGGGGUACAACCUGAAGGACGAGGAUGGCCGUCUCCGAGACCCCUCCAUGAUCACCAUGCUGCGG
Molecule: messenger RNA, 279 nt
Organism: Merops nubicus (carmine bee-eater)
Lineage: Eukaryota; Metazoa; Chordata; Aves; Coraciiformes; Meropidae
Product: serine/threonine-protein phosphatase 2A 55 kDa regulatory subunit B beta isoform-like
Exons: 2
Biological process (GO): peptidyl-serine dephosphorylation
Cellular component (GO): cytosol; protein phosphatase type 2A complex
Molecular function (GO): protein binding; protein phosphatase regulator activity
Source: RefSeq, a predicted model, not a curated record